Molecule: messenger RNA, 3687 nt
Organism: Tetranychus urticae (two-spotted spider mite)
Lineage: Eukaryota; Metazoa; Arthropoda; Arachnida; Trombidiformes; Tetranychidae
Source: RefSeq, a predicted model, not a curated record
ACUGGUGUUCAUUAAAUUAUCACUAUUAGCAGUUAACACUAAAAACACGCCAAACUCUCCAUGUUAAAAGGGAGAUGAGUCGAGAAAACAAAAGAAAGCGUUGAAACAGUAUCAACGAGAGUUACUUUUAACUGAGGUUUAGUAAUCUUACUUGCUACUUGUGUUUAAUUAAAUGUAAAAUUACCUCCCUUUGAUCAUAAUCAUUUAAUGAUUAACUUAAAUGGGGCUAUCAUUAAAUAUCUGCUCCUCACCGUAAUUAUGGUCAAAUAGGAUAAUUCAAUUUAUAAAUUGGUUUAUUCCACUCAUUUUAAGACGAGCCAAUAUAGAAGCCAACUUUUACCAGCCAAUAUGAUAUCAUCUGUUACGCUUUAUUUACUUCUGUUCUUAACCUUUUCACAACUUAAUCAAGCUGAUGAUGAUUUAUGUAAAUUUAAUGGGACUCAAGGAAUUAAAGUAACAUCUCCAUUAUUGAACAAACAAUCUGGCUAUUCAACAAUCGUAGAGAUUGUUUCACCCGAUUCAAGUGUUAUACAAAUUAAAGACGAAUACAAUGGAGACACCAAAACCGGAUCUAUUGUGUUUGAAACUCGUGAACCAGUUAAAUCUAUUCAUUAUUAUUGGACUAGCAAAGAGCUGUUUGUCAUCAACAAUGGGUCAACGAUGUGUGAAACCUUACCAUUGGAUUCGGUUCAUAAAAACGCAGUUAUGUCUGAAUGGAUGACACCAGAAAUGGAUCAAUAUUUGGAUCGUUUGGGUUCUGCUGUGGAUAAUGUUGAUCAACUUGGGCCAACUUUAAUGAUGACUAUUGUUUCUGCCCUUUCUAUAAGCGCUUACUAUCAAGGAAAAAAGACUCUUGAUGAUUUCAGUGUCAAGCACUGGUCUGCUUGUGCUUCUCCUGCUGAUUCAGAUUUAGCUAUAGACUUUUAUUUCUUAGCCAAGACAAACACACCUUAUCGACUUGAAAUUUAUCACCAAAAAAAUGCAAACUCAAAGACACUUUUAAAUUUUCUCACAUUCAAUCAAAUUCCGGCCAAACAUGACCAGCACGUUACCUUUCCCCUUGGAUUUGGAUGUAAAAGACUGAACAAACCUAAAGUAGCCAUUCCUUCAUGGGCCUCAGGUGACACUUAUUUUCUUGAAAUGGAAGCAGCCCUUUCUUUCGUAAAGCCUGAUAGAUUCACCUUGUCUUCUGCUAAAGUCAUCAAAUACCAGAAUGUUUACUCGUACGAGAUAACUGAAUCAAACAGCAUAACACGUUCCAUCAAGACACCAACAUUAAUCAAUUUUUACCAAGUUGAUCCAGUCACAGGAAAGUGCUCCAUUGAAUAUCGACCGUUUUAUGAUUUCACUGCAAAACUCCUUACAACGCUUUGGCCAGUUUCAACACCAUCAACCUACAACUUGCUUAGUCCAUCUCUUUAUAAUCUUGAUUAUACCAAUUAUUUGGGACAAGUCGAUACUGAAUACGGGACAAUGGACGUUUUUGAGGGUGUGAUUUUCGCAUUUUAUUCGACUACUCAAAAUGAACAAAUUGAUGCCUUGAUACAGUAUUACUUUCCUACUUUUAAUGCGGUUGAUAACCGCAACCAACCUCCUCAUCACAUAAUCAUCAAGCCAUAUAACUUAAAUAACUAUGGCUGGUUAACAGCGUCGAUUCCGAAUCAAAUAGAGAUCACUGUUGUCGAUUACAUGGAGAAUGAUAUAAAUUAUAACGAUUACUUCGAUAUUUCUGGUUGUUAUGAUGAACCUGGACAGUAUACUUGGUUUCAGUUGGUUUUUCCAGAUACUUCUCUUGAUAUUGCUCGCUAUCAAGAAAAGGACUUGUCAAUUUAUAAAUCAUUUGAAGCAAUGGUUUCCAAUUUAAUUCCUAAACUACGAUUACCUGAAAUCCGAGUCAACAUCUUUGGUCCAAAUAUUUACGUUACUGGUAAAUUACUUGAAGCCGAGACACACAAUGUAAUCUCAACUCAAUCAACUGUCUUAUCAAAUCCAACUCGUAUUGUUAUCCGUGAAUAUCUUGAAGAUUGCUCACAGCUUUGCUUGGAUGCUGACCAUUGCCCUGCUUUUGCCCAUUGCAACAACUUGGAGUGUUACCUCUUUACCCCUAAAGAUGAAGCAUAUGAGCAAGAAGCUUCAGACAAUUGUACUUUAUACUUUCCCCUUUAUUCUGAUUCAUCAUCUACAACUCCUUUGGUUGAAUUGAAUUUAUUGAAAAGCACCAAAAACAUUCUUCAUCAAUUGAAAGAUAAAAUGACUCGAGGUGAACUUGUGCUUCCCAAUUUAAAGCUAUCAGCUGCAGAUUUAUUCAUUGUCAAUGGUCCUGAAGAAAUCGGUGGACUUGACGAGGAAUACAAAGACCGUUCAUCUCCAUCGGCAUAUUCUGGCGAUGAUUUUGUCGUUAUUCAACCUAAUCGCCGAUUUACCAGUGAACCAACAAGAACCCUUGGUGUUUCCUAUCAAUCAUGUUUAUCACUUUGCUCUAACAACGACGAUUGUCUGACUAUUUCAUAUUGUCCAGCUCCUUUGAGUGAAUGUACAAUGACAAACAAAACGGCUUCAGUUGUUGAACAAUCAUACCAAAGAUUUUCAUCUUACGUCGAUGGAUGUCACAUAUUAUCAAAAUCAUUCAUUUCGUUUUACCGUAAACUUCCUGGUCGUAGUCUGGUUAUUGAUGCUGUAUCUCAAGUUAAAAAUGUUAAAGAUACCGAAUGUGCUCAAUUAUGUACACAAUCAACAGCUUUUGACUGCAAAUCUUUUGAUUAUUGUCCUAAGAUAAAAAAUACUCAAGAUUCAAAAGAGGAAUCUGCAUGCUUCCUUCAUACUCUUCAUGUUGCCACUGACACUGCUCAUGAGAUUAAGCGUGAUGUUUGGGACUUUAGCACUUCUGAAUGUGACCAUUAUUCAAGAAAACUGUCUAAAGAUUAUCGACAUUUAAUUGGACAAAAGCUAAGCGAGGAAUUACAGUUUAUUGAAACUGUAGACGACGUUUCGCUUGAGCAUUGUGCUUCUCGUUGUAGCUCUGGUAGUGUUAGAUGUACCACUUUUGAAUAUUGUGAAGCACCCGAUUCUGUAUCAAACUCAUUAUCAACAUGCAGAUUGACUAAAUCUAAUCCUGUGAACAGUAAUUAUCUGGUUCAAUCAUCGUCUAAAACUAAUUUAUGCUCGGUUUAUGUCAGUAAAAAAGCUCGUAAAGGUGGCAAAGGUGAUCUUGAUGAUCAAGAUGAAGGUGGUCUUGGAAUGGCAAUGGCAAUGGGAGCAACCUUUUUCAUCUCAGCCUUUGUUAUUGGAAUCAUUGCAUCUCAUCUGUACAUAAAAAAGUCAUCCUAAAUUGAUCUACCAUUAGAUUUAUUUAUUAAUUUUAUAAUAACUUAUUACAAUUGUUAUCAUAAAUUUAAGCUGUCUUUGAAUUGAUUAAUUUGCUAUUAUAAAAGGUUGUUAUUGUUUCCUCUAGAGUCUGAAAGUUAGAUUUGUUUUAAUGAUGAUACAAAAGUUACAUUUAAGUACUAACUUGUUAUUAAUCAAAAUCAAAUUAAAGGUCGCUUAAUUAAUCAUGAUGAACGCUGCUUCUCCCAGACUUUAACUUCUCAGUGCACUUUGUAAUAUUAAAAGGCUAUCAAAUACACUAUUUGUACUACUCUUGUGAAGAUCACUUAGAGUUAACAUAAAAGUAAAUAAUUUUGCUUUAAA